GGUUUAGUGGGCAUAUUGUGCAACCCACACGCCCCUCCCCUCCCCUCUUGUACUACUAGGUACAAGAAGAAGCUGAGCUACAGCAAUGGCGCCCAGAGCAGCUGCGGCCGUGGCCGUCGUGGCCUUGGUCUGCGCAGUGCAGUCGUCCCUCUCAGGGGCAGCCGUCCCGGGUCUGUCCCCUGGCUUCUACAAGACGACCUGCCCAGGGCUGGAGCAAAUCGUGAACGCCCAAGUGACGGCGACCUUCAACAAAGACCAAGGUGUCGCUCCCGCCCUCCUGCGCGUCCUCUUCCACGACUGCUUUACGCAGGGCUGCGACGCGUCGGUGCUCAUCAAAGGCCGCGGCACCGAGCAGAUCCCCGGCGGAGCCAACGGGACUCUCCGCCGCGUGGCUCUGGACCUCAUCGAUCGCAUCCACCGCGAGGCCCAAGCUGCCUGCGGUCGGGUGGUCUCAUGCGCCGACGUUACCGUGCUCGCUACCCGCGACGCGCUGUUCAAGGCCGGCGGUCCCCGUUUCAACGUCGACCUGGGCCGGCUUGACUCGUUCGCCCCGGCGCCAGAUAGGGUUAACGACCUGCCCUCGCCAUUCGUCGGCGCGGACAAGCACAUCGAGGCCUUCAAGGCCCGCAAACUCAGCGCCGAUGACCUGGUUUCCCUCUCCGGCGCGCACACCUUCGGUGUGGCCCACUGCGGGGUCAUCCCACCCCGGGGCACCCAUUCCAUGGAUCCCCAGCUCGCCAAGCAGCUACAGGAGAAAUGCACCAAACCCACGGCAACAACCACGCAAGACCUCGACGUCCUCACGCCGCACGUCUUCGACAACAAGUACUACGUGGGCCUGACCCAGAAGAAGGGGAUGUUCCUGUCCGACCAGUCGCUCAUCGACCACCCGCUCACCAAGAACCUCGCCCUCGCCUUCUCCAAGAACCAGACAGCCUUCUUCAUCGAGUUCGGCAAGUCGAUGACCAAGAUGACCGAGAUGGGUGUGAUCACCAGCAAGCUGCAGGGCGAGGUCCGGGCCGACUGCACCGUCGCAGGGAAGCCCCCCCGCAUCGAGGCCGCCACCGCCGCCGACCAGGGGUUCACGGCCGACAUGUAAGACAUGUUCCAUGCAACGUAGCGUUCCUCAGCUAACCGUGUCCGUGCGUAUACGCACGCGAACGCGCGGUGGCUUAUGUUGGUGUGUGCGUCUUGUGCUUGUGCUGCCUAGCUAGUACUACUCCUAGUUAGUUAAUAAUGAGCGGUCGGUUCACUUGCUUCCUAGCAUAGGAUUGAUCGAGGUUCCUAGUUUUGGGACACCCUUGUAAGAUCUUCGUCAUGUCUUUUUCAGAUUUCCAACAUCCGUAAUGUCAUAUUUUCAUUUCAAGAUA
This is a messenger RNA of Aegilops tauschii subsp. strangulata, 1370 nucleotides long. Its product is annotated as peroxidase 12. The record is from RefSeq and is a predicted model, not a curated record. Gene Ontology annotation, biological process: hydrogen peroxide catabolic process; response to oxidative stress. Gene Ontology annotation, molecular function: heme binding; peroxidase activity. Lineage: Eukaryota; Viridiplantae; Streptophyta; Magnoliopsida; Poales; Poaceae.